AUGCGAACGAAGCUGCGGUCAAUGGUCGAUCCUGAUUCCGCCUUCUCUCGCUACGAGCGCAUCGUUCUCGAUACGCGCGAGCGAUAUGAGACCUUCAUUCGAAAUGGAGAUGCUAAGCCGCUACUACUUUGGCAUGCGCUUCUCCCUGUCAUUUUGCUCAUAUGUGCGCUCCUGAUACCCAGUCGCAGAGGAGGGGGCAGUAUCUUACGCCAGAUUCUCUAUGUCAUUAGCCUUGGCAUAAGCGCUGAGACUAUACGAUAUCGUCGUGUGCUACUGGGGGGAAAUGGGUAUAUGGUUGGAUUGAUCAUGGUAUGGUUGCUUGUUUGGAGCUCCACCCUUCUUUUCUUUAACAAUGCCGAGCGUGAUUUCCGAAGGAUUGAAAGAGUACGGUCUAUCAAAGAAAAGAGUCCUGUCGGAAAGCAGAAUGGGCACACGAGCAGCAAGAAGUACGGACAGGACGAGGUACAGAGGGAUGCGUACACUUUAGUGUGGCAGCCAUACCCUCGAUCGUUCAAGCACCGACUCGGUUGGGUACUCGCUCUGGUGCUGAAUAUGCGUGGCCCAGAUUUCAGCUUCCGAAUCUCAUCAUUGGACCCGUUGCCUUCUCAACUCGAUCCCAAAAAUAGCCCAGCAGACGCUGUACGCGCUGGGCCUCAAUCAAAGAGCCGUAUACGGGCCGCGUUCACUUGUUUCUUCGUGGCUUAUCUAGCCCUGGACAUCCUCAAGCUGGUAGUGAUUUGGGAUCCGUACUUCCUGGGCAGUGUAUCCGCAACACCUCCAUUUCCCCUCGAAUAUCUUUCAAUCUUCCCAGGGUUGAUCCGGGCAUACCGUUCUUUCGUCACUGGUGCCGCCGUUUACUUCGCUCUUCUAUUCGUGACGGCCCUGAAUCCAAUAUGUUUUCUGGGCUUAUCCACAGCCUUUCCCAAGGCAUCUCGUGCACUAACUGCAACGCCUCUGGACGCGCCCUGGCUCUACACCGACCAGUUCGGCCCGAUCACCGCUAUUCUAGACGACGGGCUUGCAGGUGCCUGGGGUAAAUGGUGGCAUCAAAUCUUCCGCUUCGGCUUCGUGUCAACGGCGAAAUGGUUUAUCUCAUUUCUCCCAGCAUCAGUAUCCUCACAGCGGAUUGUAAGACGCAUAAUUACCACCCUUGUCGCUUUUGGAAUUAGCGGACUCAUUCAUGGCUCCGGAAGCUACACGCAACUCGGCGAGAACACCCGUCCCGUUACCGGAACCUUCCUCUUCUUCAUCCUGCAAGCCGUGGGUGUCUUUGUCCAAGAUUUAUGGGCUCGUGCUGUGGUAGCACAACUGACGCGGUCUGGCCUUGCACCGCCGCGCUGGCUGCGACGAACCGGCAAUGUAGCUUUUGUGCUAGGGUGGCUUUUCUUCUCGGGAUAUCGGAUUGCGGAUGAUUUUGCAAAUGGCGGGAUGUGGUUAACGGAGCCAUUGCCAUUUAGUCUACUUCGGGGGCUGAUGGGCCAGGGUUGGCUUUGUUGGAGGGCGCCUUGGUUUAAGUACCAUGAUGACGGGACAUUUUGGGGGAGUGGCGUGCGGGUUAUGUAG
Messenger RNA from Aspergillus nidulans FGSC A4, 1563 nucleotides. Its product is annotated as wax synthase family protein. The transcript has 2 exons. Gene Ontology annotation, molecular function: acyltransferase activity, transferring groups other than amino-acyl groups. Lineage: Eukaryota; Fungi; Ascomycota; Eurotiomycetes; Eurotiales; Aspergillaceae. Gene Ontology annotation, biological process: lipid metabolic process. Bases 1 to 1563 code for a protein of 520 amino acids. The record is from RefSeq and is a predicted model, not a curated record. Gene Ontology annotation, cellular component: membrane.